Molecule: messenger RNA, 2691 nt
Organism: Tetrahymena thermophila SB210
Lineage: Eukaryota; Ciliophora; Oligohymenophorea; Hymenostomatida; Tetrahymenidae
Exons: 2
Source: RefSeq, a predicted model, not a curated record
AUGAUAAAAUAGAUUUUAGCAUACAAAAAUUAUUUUUUAAUUAAGGAUUAAAGUUUAAUGAUAACGCAGCACUCUGAUUAAGAAAGAACAAUUGAUGAGUUAAAAAAUAAAAUACUUGACCUAAAAAAAUAACUAAAACAUACUUAGAGAUAGAACUCAUAAUUAUAAAUUGAUAUGAAAGAAGAAAAGAAAAAUUUAACAGUAGAAAAAGAAAUAGAGAUUAGGAAAAGAUAAUUUUAGGAUGAUUUUAAGAAGCAAGUAAUUAAAAUAGGUAAAAUAAGUGAUAAAUGUGAAGAUUUAAAUAGAGAAUAGAAAUAUUAGAAUGAAUUGAUAAAAUAAAAAAAUGAGGAAAUACGAAUUUUGCUCUAAGAAAAUGAUCAAUUAAGAAGAAUUCAUAAAGAGCACAAAGAGUAAAUCUUUAAAAUUUAAUCUCUUGAGGAAGAAAAUAGGCAGCUUAAAGACAAAUUAAAGAAUUUUUAAGAAGAUAUGGAUAAAUUAUAGGCAGAAAAGAAAGAAAGCUUCUUAAAACUCAAAGAUGAAAUUAGCAAAGCAAAGGUAGAAAAUAUUGAUCUCAUGGAAACAAUAAAUAAAUAAUUGGUAGAGUUAUCUGACUGUAUCAAUUUAACAAAUAAAUACAAAGAAAUCAUUCUAAGUCAGCAAAAAAAUAUUGAAAUCAGUAAUAAAACUAACUCUGAAGCUAAUGAGAUUAUUGUUGGAUUAGAUGAACUGGUUAGGUCUACUUCAAAGAAGAAAAAUAUUUUUUUAGUUAACUAAGGAGACUCUACCAGCACAUAUGAUAUUCUUUAUAUUUUAAAAAAUAAUAUUCUUUCUCUAGCUAAAUAGUAUUAAGAUAUUAAAUAAUCAAAAAAAAAAUAUAAAAAUAAAUGUUAAUUUUAUACUGAAGAAAUCAGGGACUUAAAGGAAAUGUAGAAACAGCAAAAAUUAGAAAAUGAAUAGCUAAAAACAGAAAGCUUAUUGUUAUAAUAGUAAUUUGACUAGACAGUAAUUCUAAUGGAGUAAUAAAUAAACGAGAGGAAUAUUGAAGAGAUGAAGCUAAAGUAGUAGUUAAUAGAUAUCACUUCCAAAAUUUCAGAUUUACAGAAUGAAUUUGAAGAAUUUGACUCUAAAAAAUAUCAAGAGAUGUCUUAGUAAUUUGGCUAAUAUGUACAGGCUUUGCAUUGUAAGACUGCAAAACUUCUCAAUGAAAAGUAAGUCUGUGGUAGCUUUGUUUCUGGAUAUUUAAAGUUAAUGGAUAAAAUGAAUGGUUUAGCACAACAUCUAAACAUUUUUUAUACAAAUUCUAAUAAUUCAGUAAAAUAGAAAGCCUUGAGAAAAUUAAAAAAAGUAUUUAAAGCUGUAUUCUUUGCUUAGCUUAUAAAAUCUAGAAGAUCUCUGCUGAAAAUAGAUGUCACAACUGUAAAUCAAGCCAUAAAGUAAUCGUAGAAAUACCAAUACAAAAUGGAGAAGCUUGAGUUAUAAAAAGAUUUCAGCAGCAUAGUAAAUAGCUUAAAUGUAUAAAAUUAAGAUUAUUAUCCUUACAGUGUAACACAAUAGUAAAGCAGUAAAAUUACUUCUCAAAUAGAGUAAAAUAUAUAGCAAAAAAUAUAAAACAAAGAAAGUGAAAUCGAUGUACUAAAGUUGAAAUUUGAAAAACUAAGUGAAGAGCUUUAUCAAUUUAGUUUAGAAAAAGAUUCAGCCAAAAAUGUAAUUGAGGAUCUAAGAAAAAAAAAUUUUGAGCUAGAAUUUGAAUCAAAAAGAUUAUCUGAAGAAAAUCAUUCCUUAAAUGAACAAUUAAAAUUUCACAGAUAACAUUUUGUUUAGGAAAAUUAUGUUGAAUCAGCCAAAUUACCAUCAUAAGAUAAUUUUUAUUAAAGUGGGGUUUCUAGCAGGUUAAGUAAAACAGAUGGAUAUACUUAGAACAACUACGAAUCUAAAAAUAAAUUUAAUAAUAUAUUUUUGAAGUAAGAUGAUACUUAAAAUAAAUUAUCAGUUUAAAUAUUUGGAUCAAAUAAAAAUCUUAAAGACCAUUAAAAUAAAAAUUAAAUUUCCAAUUUUGAAAGUUGCUUAAACAGUCCAGCAAUUAAUAACAACAAUGAUAUGAACAGCAACAUAGGCUCUUUUGAUUUUCUAAAGUUUUAGUCAUCUUAAAAAAACUCAAAUUAAAAAUCUGAUUAAAUAAGAAACAAUAUUUUUGUAGAUUAAGAUCAAAAUUAAAACAUUUUUAGCACUGAUAACAAGAAAUUAGCUUACUUAGAACUUAAAAAGUAACAAUAAAUUUUAGAAUAAAAACUAUCUUCAAAUUAAAAUGAAAUUGAAAAAAUAAGAUCAAAUAGUCAAACAAAAUCUCGAACAGCUUCAAAAAGACAAUCUGUAGAUUUAGUCUAGGAUUCAUUCAAAUUUAAUACAUAAUAGUUUUAAAACUAGCUAAAUAACCAAAAAAAUCCAAGCUAUUUUUCAAACUAGAGUGCAAGCAAUUAAUAUGAAUAAAAUAUUAAUUCUUCAAAUAACCACAAUUAUUAUCCCAAAGCUUCUCUGUAUAGCAAUAAUAACAAUUAUACAUUUAACAAUAAUUCUUCAGCUUAAUUAGUUUAUAGUGAUUCAUAAAGAAAGGCUAGAACUAUUUAAGACUUGCUAAAAUAAGAAUUAUUUGAAAGCCAAAAAUUUAGUAAAUUUUUGACAUAACAAGAAUGA